This is a messenger RNA of Schistosoma guineensis, 1198 nucleotides long. Lineage: Eukaryota; Metazoa; Platyhelminthes; Trematoda; Strigeidida; Schistosomatidae. The record is from the annotation of a GenBank genome assembly.
CUUGACAUUUGAUUGGAUCAUUUAGCACAUAAUCAUAUUGAAUUGAUCGAGUAUAUAUCAGUUUCUCUCUCUUUUUUUUUUUGGUUUUUCACUCAUCAUUAACAAAUGGAUUGGGUCUAUCUCAUUCGUGUUAUAAUUUGUUUAUUUCUAAUGAAACAACUCAUCUCUCUUCUAUACAUCAUAUUCAUUUAUACAAUUGGAAAGAGAUUAUUCUCUAAAAGAAAAUUAUUAAAACAAGCUGGUGAAUGGGCAAUUGUCACUGGUGCAACAGAUGGAAUUGGUAAAGUAUAUGCAGAAGAAUUAGCUAAUGAUGGUUUGAAAAUUAUGUUGAUUAGUAGAAAUGAAGAGAAACUUUUGAAUGUUGCUAAUGAGAUUGAACGUAAUUAUCAUGUAGAGACAAGAAUAGUAACAGUUGAUUUUACAAAGACUGAUGUCUAUCAAAGAAUACAAGAAGCUAUAGAUCAAUUAUCAUCAAUUGCUUGUUUAGUCAAUAAUGUUGGUAUGGGUGUUCCUAAAUUAGACUAUUACGCAACAGCAGAUUAUAUAACUAUAGAUUUUAUUAAAAACAUCGUUUUUUGUAAUACUUUACCUAUUGCUAUGAUGACCCAUUUAGUAUUACCGAAAAUGUUAAAACAACCCACAACUGAUAUGGCUAUCAUUAAUAUUGGAUCACAUUCUGGUUAUAGACCAUUUCCAUUAUUAUCAUUAUAUUCAGCAACAAAAGCAUUUGUCAAUCAAUUAUCUCGAUCCAUUUCGAAUGAGAAUUAUGAUCAUCGUAUUCAUAUACAAACAGUUUGUCCAAUGUUUGUAUCUACAGCAAUGAAUGGUUAUUGUAAAAUGUCAUUAUUUGUCCCAAAUGCAAAAGACUAUGGGAAAUGUGCAUUAGAUAUGUUAGGUGUUGAACAAGAAACAUUUGGUUAUAUUGGUCAUGCAAUUAAAGAAUAUUUCACUAGUUUAUUACCAAAUUCAAUUUGGAGAUAUUAUAUGUUAUUUAUGAAAUCAUGGUUUGAUAAACAUAAAAAACAAUAAAAUAUUAUAAUGUAUAUUUUUAGUUGCCAUGGUGAAUAACCAUGAAUAACUGAUAAUUUCAUAUCAAAAAAAUUUGAUUGAUUUUUCUUAAUCUUUAGUUUGUUUCUUUUUGUUUCCAUUAUGUAAUAAUCAUACAUUUGAAAUCAAUAAUUAAUUUCUAUAAUGAUCA